AUGACGCGGCUCAAGUCAAGUCGAGCCUCACGGCAACCGCUUUUUCUCGUGCUCGCUCUCUUAUCCGCUUUCUGCGCGCCCUUGUUGGCGCAUGCCGAAUGCCCUGAGGAAGCCGUCUCUCUCUGCAAAGUCGCCGACGAUCCCGCUCUCUGUCAACACGCCAUCUGCUCUCGUGCAAGCGAUGCCGCGACAUAUGCCGUGCGAGGCCGUUCUCUUUCGGAGGGAUCGUCACGAACUAGCGAUUUGCUGACCUCGCUGGCGGUGGAGGCCGCCGAGGCGGAAGUGCGGGGGCUGCGCGGGCAAGUAGCGGCGCUGGAGGCGGACACCGACAGCGGAAAACCGCAGCGUCUGGUGGCUCGUGAUUGCAUCGACCAGCUGGACAUGGCUUCCAACUACCUAGUCAAGGCGUACGAGUCUCUCCGCUCCAACGACGAGCCCGAAGGCCAAGCGCACUGGGUCUCGGCCGCGCUCGCGCUCACCUCGCAGUGCACCGCCGCACUCACUGCAGCUUCGGCUCCCGUCACCCCCUCCGUCAAGCUCGCUUUCUCGGGUGUUACUGCUUCAAGCGCCUCUUUCAACGGCGAUGACAGCGCGGGACUCACCGCGGCGACAGGCUCUGCUACCGGCGCUAGCGCCAUGAUGACUGUGUCUCGAUCCAUGAGCACAGGUCUGGGCAAAGAGUGCAAGGAUUACAUUGCGAACGCGCUAUCCGUCGUCGCGUCUCUUCGAGGCGUGGAAGAUGACGACGAUGAUGGCGAGGAGCCCCCGGAGCUUGCGGCGGAAAGUGCGGGAAGGAAGGCGCUGGAGCGAGAGCAAGGAAGCAGCGAGCGUAUUCUUGAAAUGGAGACCAUCAGUGAGGAUAUGGCGGCUGUGAUUGCGGAGUUUGGUGGAAGCCCGGAGGAGGUCAAUAACGUGCGUCGUGGCGGGAGGAAGCUGAUUGGGGGAACCAUUAACCGGAGGGCCGAGAGGAUUCUGCGAGGCAUGGGAGUUUCGCGUGCGACGGUCGGCACGUCCGCGAGCGAGGCGAAGGGUCGCCCAGAUUGGGUGGACGACAAUGAGGAGAGGCAGCUGCGAGAGCUGCAGCACUUUAUGCGACACCACUAUCGCACGCUUCGCGAGCUGUUUCCAAGCAACUUUUCGCAGCACUGGGAGGCGAACCGCGGGCGCACGCUCGUCGUGCCAACGCCUCCUGCACUGAACGCUGCAAUCAUCAGCCAGCUCGAAGUUACUCCCUCGCCAGCUCCGCUCGCCAAUACCGCCGCCACAACGCCUGCAGUUCCUGGGCCGGUGCCGAAAGCCACAACAAAGACCGUGCCCAAGGUUCCUCCUAAGACCGUUCCUAAGACCGCUCCUAAGACCGCUCCUAAGACAACUCCUAAAACCAUUCCAAAGGCCGCUCCGGAAACCCUUCCGAAAGCUGCUCCUAAGGCCGCUCCUAAAACCGUUCCUGCGACCGCUCCGAAAACCCUUCCCAAGUCCGCUCCCAAGACUCCUCCCAAGACCGCCCCUAAGACUGCACCAAAGACGUCUCCUAAGGUCGCUCCGAAAACCCUACCCAAGGCAUCCCCUGCGACCCUCCCCAAGACCGCCCCCAAGACCGUGUCAAAGGUCCCUCCUAAGACCAGCCCUAAGACCCCCGCUACUGCAUCGCCCAAGGUCCCGCCUAAGACGGCACCUAAGCCGUCGCCGAAAGCAGCACCAGGGAUAAAGGCGCCCGUUCCCGGGCCCGGCGUGGCGGCGGAAUCUCUUCCUCCCCCUCCUCCCCAAAUGAACGUGUUCGCGGCGGCGUCGACGAUAAAGCUGCCGACGCUGCAGCCAGACUACGUCGUGUCCAAGGACGGACAGAACGGCCACUACGACACGGUGCAGAAAGUGAUGGACCAGCUCGGGAUGACGAUGCUGGAGAAUCGGCGCAAGGUGAUUUUCAUCACCAAGGGCGUCUACAAGGAGAAGGUGACUCUUCGCAAGGACAGAAUCGUCUUUCUGGGUGAAGGGCCCAGGCAGACCAAGAUCGCGUUCGACGAUAGCCCCGCCAAGGGAUCCACCGUCUUUGACUCCGCCUCUGUCGGAAUCAACGCGAACGAGUUCACGGCGAUGGGCAUCACGUUCGUAAACACGGCGGGGCCCAGGGCGGGGCAGGCCAUUGCGAUGCGCUGCGAGGGCGACAAGAGCGCGUUUUACGACUGCCUCUUCCUGGGCAACCAGGACACGCUCGCGCCCAACGUCGGCCGGCAGUUCUUCAAGAACGUGGGCGUCCUGGGGUCAAUUGACUUCGUCUUCGGCGUCGCGUCCGCGGUGUUCGAGGACUGCACGUUUGUCAUGCGCCGCCCGCUGCCCGGGUACCAAGGUUGCGUGUCGGCGCAGGGGCGCGACAAGAAGAAGGACCCGUCGGCGUUUGUGUUUUUGAGAGGGCGUGUGAUUGGCGAGAGCGUUGGGGCGUACGGGUCUCUGGGACGGCCAUGGUGGGAGUACUCGAGGUCCAUCUUCAUCAGCGUGUACCUCGGACCGGUGAUUGGCCCCGGUGGAUGGUUGGAGUGGGACUAUGGCGGUGGCAAGAAGACCACCUGGGGGGGCAAUCCCUACUUGGCAGAGUACGGCUCAUAUGGCCCGGGUAGCAAGGGACCCAGAGUGGCGUGGGCCAAGCCCGGCAAAAUACCGUACCAGCAGACAUGGAGCAGCUGGCUCGCAAGCGGGCUCUCGUCGGACGAUCUCCGCGAAUGUGCAUACGAAUUGCUUGUGAAUGUCGUCGGCCCGAAGCCCGCGCCGGUCAACCGCAACGCGGCGGCGGCGCGGAAGCAGCAGAAUAAAGGAAUUAUUUCUGACGAGAUGAAGGCGGUCUUGCGACUCAAGGCGGGGAGCGAUCCGGGCAAAGACGGCGCCGCGGCGCUGACGCCGAUGGAUGUGGUGCGACGGCAGCUGGAUAUAUCGGAGGCAUGCGAUGAACGCACGAGGGCUGCACUGAUACGCGCACAUGCUUCUGCAAAGAAGCCGGAGAGUCUGGUGGUGCCUCUGGAGUUGCUGUGCCAGCUUAACAUCGCCGAAUUCCCCUCGCAACGCGACUACUCCCGCUGGAAGCGCCGCCAGCUGAUGCUCCUCGACCAAGCCACAGCGCGCCAUCCGGGCCGCGCUGCCCCAUCGUCCUCCGCCUCCUCCGGCACGCCGCCCCCGAAAGGCUACAACCGCGACAAGGCAGACAGCGCCAUGCGACAAGUGAAGCAGCUUAUAGCGGAGCUGACGACGGGGCAGCGGGACAUGCAGGAGACGGCGGCGCGGCAGGCGCUGCGCAACGCGGUGACGACGGUGGUGGGCAUGCCGCUCGCAAGCGGCGGAAAGGGCGGGGGGCUCCCCGCGGAGGGGCGGUGGGCGGACGGGUGGCCGCUGAACGUGCGGCUGUACGCGACGCUGCUAGGGUCCGUGUUUACGGGGCUGCAGGCGGCGACGCUGGUGGAGGAGUUGGAAGAGGUGCUGGAGAUUCUGGGGAAGGUGUGGCCUGUGCUCGGCAUCACGCCGCUCGUGCACCGCUGCGUGUUCGCGUGGUUGUUCCUGAAGCACUACGUGUCGUCCGGGCAGAAGGAGCCCGCGCUGCUCGUCGCCGCGGACUUCCAGCUCCGGGCGGUAGAGACGGAGGUGAAGAACGAACUGGGUAAGAGCACAGAGCAGCAGCAGCAGGAGCAGGUGUUGGUGCUGCUCACGCUGAUGCCGCACAUGGUCAAGUACGGCGAGCCGCGCCUCCUCGCAUACCACGACGAAUUCCCCGACGGCGGGGCCGCGUUCGAGUCCACGGCGGGGCUCAUGCUGCGCGCCGAUGAGCUGCUGCAGAGCGAGGAGGUGGUGGCGGCGGCGCAGCGCGCGGCGAGCGCGGGGGUGAAGCUGCCCGGGAGCGGGAGCGCCAAGGCGGGCAGCAGCGUGGGGCCCAAGAGGCGCGCGGAUCAGUUUGUGCGGUCGUCCGUCAAGAAGGCGUUCUCCGCGGUGCGCGAGGCGGCGGCGCAGAGGCAGGUGACGCUGAAGCAAGCGCACGGGGGGGUGCCGCCGCUGCUGGUGGCGCUGGCGGCGGAGAGCAGCAUGCUGGCCGUGGACUCGGUGGGGCGCUACGCCGCCGCGCUCAGACCCUGGAACUCCAACGCGGGCGGGCUCACCGUCGCCAUAGUGCACUCUUGUUAUAAGAACGAGCUGAAGCUGUUUAUAGCGGAUCGCACUGUGCUGUCUGUGGAGAUGACUCAGGUGCUGCUGCAGGCGGAGAAGCUGGAGAAGCAGCUGAUAGAGAUGGCGGUGGAGGAGGGCGCGGACGCGGAGGACGGGGGCGCGGAGGUGAUUCAGGAGAUGCCGCCGUAUGAGACGCAGCGCACCAUCGAGGUCAUGCUGCAGCAGUGGCAGGACAACCGCAUUGCCAAGUGCGCCGAGUGGGUCGACCGCGCCAUCCAGCUCGAGAAGUGGGAGCCCAAGGCGAUGAAGGCGUUCUGUGCGUCAAGUGUGAUGGACGUGCUGGGCCUGCUGGACGAGACGCAGGAGGCCUUCUUUGCGCUGCCGCUGCCGCCGCGCGCGGACAUGCUGGUCAGCGUGGUGCGCGCCAUGGAGGCCGCACUGCUCAAGUACUGCAAGGCUGUCACUGCUCAUGUUGGCGACAAGUCCCAGUUCCUGCCUCCGCUCCCGCCCCUCACGCGGUACAAGGAGGGCGGGGCGCAGGAAAAGGGAGCAGCAAUUCUCGCAGCAGCAGCCACCACAGCCGCAGCCAACGGCACAAACGGCACCAACGGCAGCAGCAGGGGGGGCGGGGGCAAGGAGAGCAAGAGCGACCGGUACGCGGUGCCACGGCUGCUGGUGCGCAUCAACACGCUGUUCCACAUCCACAACGAGGUGGACGCGCUGGCUGCUCGCAUCCGCAGUGCAUGGGAGAGGGCCAUGGCGCCCUCUGCCUCCUCGCCCUCCACUGCCGCUCCUGCGCAGAAGUCCUUCUGGCCCCUGCCCUCUUUCAAGAAGGUGGAGACGAACGUGCCUCUGGUGCCGCCGUUGCCCUCGGAGCUGAUCUGCAUGUUUGACGACGUGCGGCACGAGUCCGAGACAGCCAUGGCGCACCUGUGCCAGUUUGUGGCGUACCGCGUGGUGUGCCACGAGCUCAAGGACGUGGCCGUCGAUGCCCUGUACGCUGGUGGCCCGGCGACGCGCAUGCGCAUUGCGGCAGUGCUGGAGCGCCUGCACCCGCACCUGGUGGUGAUUGCGGAUAUUAUCAAUGACGGGCUGAGGGACCGCGUGGUGCUGGAGGUGCUGCGUGCGCUCGUGCACUGCUACCUGCGCGCCCUGCUGGCCGGCGGGCCGGCUAGAAGCUUCACGCUCGGCCCUUCCAUGAGCUGCCCUUCUCACCCCCGUGAAUCUCCAUGUGGCCAACCCAACCCCCCUUUCCCGGUCCGCCUCGCCCAGGUGCCGGAAGUGCCAGCAUUGAAGGAGGACCUGAGCUUCCUCUCUGAGCUCUUUAUAGAUGGAGGCGAUGGGCUCCCUGCUGACAAGGUCCAGGCCACCCUCGCUCCCGCUGCUUCCAUCGUCACACUCAUGAGCCGUGACACCGACGACAUUAUCAGGAAGUUUGAUGCGGCUUAUAAGGAGUUUUUGCGGACGGUGCCCGGAGGUGGUGCGGGAGGGAAGGAUGCGAAGGGGGGAUUGGUGCUGCCUCCGGUGCCGGAGGAGUGGUGUCCAUCGGAUGCUAAUACGUUGUUGCGAGUGCUGUGCUAUAGAGGGGACAGGCGUUCGUCGAAGCAUUUGAAGAAGGUGUUUGACUUGCCCAAGGAACUCAAGAAGUGA
Messenger RNA from Closterium sp. Naga37s-1, 5793 nucleotides. The record is from the annotation of a GenBank genome assembly. Lineage: Eukaryota; Viridiplantae; Streptophyta; Zygnematophyceae; Desmidiales; Closteriaceae.